AUUUAAGAUGAAACUCUUUUUCUUGCAUUAACUUGUUCAUUCCUUGUUCAGUUGUUACCUCUAAAUAUGCACUUUGCUGUCUAAAAGCUUUCACUUUGCUCAACUGCCUCCUCGCGCGCUUCAAAGGGCUGAAUCAUCCUUUCAGGGGGGAGCUCACCGUCAACCUGCUCGUCCUUUUACGCAGAAGCGAACCUCCUCCUCGUUCAGGGGUGAGAGGCUCCUCAGGAGCACCUCGGCGCUGUUCACGUGCGUCCUUUAACAUCCCCGCGCGUCCUCCAGCUGGAGACAGUCAGAGCGCGCGGCACACCGCGAGCGCAUCGGAGCUCUGUCCACGUUUUUUUUCCCCCACCUCCGUUUUCUCUCUGUUCCAGUACGCAACUCAUUAUGGGAUUCUUGAGAGGAACAUUUAAAGUGUCCAGAGUUUUUUUUUCUUUUUCUUUUUCGAAUCAACUGAAACUAACUUGGUGGACAUUUAAAGAUGAAGACAAACCUGCAGUAAUGAGACACUUUCACGCAUAAAGAAGUGGCGCAUUUCGUGGAAAAAAAAUACAGAUAGGAUGUCAUAAUCAACGUCAGACUGGCGGAGACUGCAGCAUCAUGGACCCCUGGAGUUUCCCAUCCCCCCCUCCGAACUUAUCAGAGCACUACAUGUACGACAGCUUCAUGCAGGGAAACGAGUCCGGCGUCGGCGGGAACCACACGGACAGCUUCACCAGAACCAGCACGGUGGUCAUCACCUGCAUGUACUUCCUGGUUUGUGCGGUGGGCCUUUGCGGAAACGCGCUCGUCAUCUACGUCGUCCUGCGCUACGCCAAGAUGAAGACGGUCACCAACAUCUACAUCCUCAAUCUGGCGGUGGCAGACGUGCUCUUUAUGCUCGGCCUGCCAUUCAUCGCCAUCCAGCUGGCGCUGGUCCACUGGCCCUUUGGCCUCGUGCUCUGCAGGGUCGUGAUGACUGUGGACUCCCUGAACCAGUUCACCUCCAUCUUCUGCCUGAUGGUGAUGAGCAUUGACCGCUACCUGGCGGUGGUGCAUCCCAUUAAAUCCACAAAGUGGCGAAAGCCUCGCAUCGCCAAGACUAUUAAUGUGGCGGUGUGGGGGGUGUCGCUGCUGGUUAACCUGCCCAUUGUGAUCUACAGCGGGGUGAUCACGAAGCCCAACGGCUGCUUCUGCACCAUCGUGUGGCCCGAGCCUCAAGAAGCUUACUACACAGCGUUUAUGUUCUACACCUUCAUCCUGGGCUUCUUCCUGCCCCUCAUGGUCAUCUGCCUGUGUUACCUGUUCAUCAUUAUCAAAGUGAAAUCCUCGGGCUUACGCGUGGGCUCCUCCAAGAGGAAACGCUCCGAAAGGAAGGUAACCAGGAUGGUGUCCAUCGUGGUGGCGGUGUUCGUUUUCUGCUGGCUGCCUUUCUACGUUUUCAACGUGACCUCCGUGACGGGCACCAUCAGCACGACGCCCAUUCUGAGGAGCACCUUUGCCUUCGUGGUGGUCCUCGGGUACGCCAACAGCUGCGCGAACCCCAUCCUUUACGCCUUCCUCUCGGAGAACUUCAAGAAGAGUUUCCAGAACGUUCUGUGCCUUAAGAAGGAGGUAGGGCUGGAUGAGGUGGAGCGCAGCGACAGCCGGCAGGACAAAUCUCGCAUGAUGAACGACCCCACGGAGACCCAGAGUACUUUGCUGAACGGCGACCUGCAGACCAGCAUCUAAGAUCUCACAAACACACAAGAAGAAGGUCAAAGAAGUUCCUCUUUAAUCAGUUUGCUAAGGACCCCAUGUUCCUUUUGUCAGGUUCCUCAGUUCCUCACGUAUCUGUAAUAAAAAAAAAACAUGGUUCAUACAAUUUUCUUCAGCUUGGUGCAAAUGAAAUGUGGUUGACACCUCUCAGUACUCUGUGUAAUAGACCUGAGGACAGAUAACAAACACCAACACCCACUUGCAAAGGGUCCCCAAGGAAACAUGGAUUUUUUUUUCCUGGAGACACCGGAUUAUAUAUGUUGUUUACAGCUGAGGGCCUGGGCCAAGUUUCCAUAUGUUUGUUCUGCUGAGUUUGAAAAUCACAGCAAAACAGAAUGUGCUUACAUCAUGUACAUAACCCACUGUUGCAGAAAGGGGCUUUAUCUACAAAUAACUGCACAAUAAAACAGCCAAAAUCAUGUUUGAAGUCAGACCUUUUGCCAUUUUCACUAAAUCAGGAUUAAAACCACCAGAAUGAGAGUCAGAGCUGUGGUGUCACAACCUAAAUGUGUUCAGCAAAUGACUACUUCAGGUUCGUGUCACAGUUUUCCUCACUGCGCUCUAGUUUCAUGCAUAAUUCAAGUUGCAGUUCGAUAACGACACAGGUGGUUCCAAAUGAAGUGAUGUACUAAAGACGUAUAAAAAGUGACAAAAAAUGUCCAGUUUUUAGUACCUUCGGUUCCUGUGGGGCAAUGUUUUGUGUCACUGUACAGUUUGCAGAUGUUAGUUACCUCAUUUUCAUGAAAAGUAGGAUUAUGUGACUCUAAAUUAUUUAAUAUGAAUCCCAAGAUGUGGCUUCAUGUUUUUUGUGUGUGUGUUUAUCCCAGCGCAUGAAACCUAAUCCGAUAAUGUUUCAGGAGUGACGGUGCUCAUCGUGGUCUACGCAACUGCCAAAAGAUGAAUUGUGUAUGAGAGGCCAUCACUGAUUUUUCGUGUAUUUAAGACAAUAUGUUGCUAAAAAAGAAAGAAAAAUAAGAUGAAGCCCCAAAGAUGUGAAAUGCUGAAAUGCUGUCUUCUUUUAUUAACCUGUUUUUUUUCCCUCUCCUGCUGCCUCAAGUUGCAAUUUUCUCACAACCUGCAGCAUUUCGGAGGCGACAGUCCGAGUUGAAGUUUUCUUAGACGCCAAGUGGCUGAGUGAUGUGAAUUUGCGAAGGGCUAGAACGCUCAUCCUCAAGAGAGGCUGCGGUGUUCCUUUAUCACCGUCACGGCGCUGCUCCGCAGUGGAGUCCACACUUCGCCCUGACAACAUGCGUGUCUCCCUGUCUGCUGCCAGAGUCAGAUUACUAUCUGAGUGAUUUAUUUACAUUACAUGUGGAGGCUUCCUCGCCAUCCAUCAAAGCAAGAGAACGGUUCGCAUGAAUUCACGAAGGAUUGUCGCUGUGUGCGCGUUGUGUUGGUGCACUUUUCCCAGCUGAUACAAAACACAAUAGACAGAUGCUGUCUGGAAACUGUUCAUAUGAUACCUAUCCACUCAGCCCACAUCUGUAUAAUCAGAUUACAUUUUCUAUCUUUGUAUUGAUGAAUUGGGUCGCUUUUGUUAAUGUUGAUAGAUACGGCUCAUCUGUUGUGUCCUACAUUUCUAUGGCAACAGUGACCAGUGUGUGUUAUUUGUACAGAAACGGUCCUUGCGAUAAGAGACAACUUCAGGCACUAAUUAUGCAUGCAGACAUUUCACAGAUGCCUGAAGAAAAGAAAAGAGAAAAAGAUAAACAUAGCACUACACUAGGACCAUGCAGUAGAAGCAAACAUUUGAAAAGCUGUUUUGUGUAUUCUAGUGUGGUCCAUAAUGUAAGCCAGUGUAUACCAGACACCAAGCAUUAUUGUAGCAAAAAUCACAAUAUUAUAAUUCAUAAGGUCUACUUUUAGCAACACUUGCUGUUUUUCACCUUGGUGCAUUGUGUAGCCAAUUUUCUUCUUGCCAUUUGUUUAAUCUGUUUUAGCUCAGUGCGGUUUCCAUUAAGUUGAACUGUUUCUGUACAAAGUUUGUAUCAUUGUAUUUGUCCCCUGGCUGUACCUCUUUAUGCUUAGUUUACAGCAGAAUAAAGGAGCGUCUGUGCACAUUUGUGUUGUAAUAAAUAACGUUUUCAUUUUUUUUUCUUUGUGAAACAUUUCCUCUUAAAAUGAAUUAAAUAUUCCAAUUAGGAGCCAAUUCAAAUACUGCAAAAACAAACUUUUAAUUAACAGUGAGAACUUUACAUCAAUUUAAAGUUUGAAUUUCCACAUCUCCAUCAAAAUAAUUAAAUGUGUAAAAAUCACAAUUAAAAUACAAGAUGGAGUCCCAUCAGAUAUUUUCUGGUAAUAUAGUGCCUUUUUUAUUUUAGAAAUACGCAGCAUUUCAGAAGAGUGUGGGGAAAAAUGAAUGUAAAGCUGUUUCAUAUAAAGAAUAGCAUUUUUAAGUUUAUUUUUUCACUCUGGAAUGUUUUAUGCCUCAACAGGAGUUUUUAACUAGUAUUUUUUUUUGUCUGUGUUGUGCUUCUAAAAGUGGCCACAAAGUGGCGCCAUCAUCAUGUGUAUAAGGUGCUCAAAGCUCACACACACAAUCUUUUACAUCUAUACAACUGAAUGUCUUUUUAUUCAGUCCACGAAGUCUUGACAGUUUUAUUUCAUAUAUAUAUUUCCUUUUCUUGCCCUACCAUGAGAAUACCUCGGCAGUAAUGCAGGAGAUAUAUAUCUGACAUGUUUAUUAAAAAAAUAAUAAACUGACAGGUUUGGCUCAGAUGCACUACAGCGCUUCACCUCUCGGUCUAGUCUUAGCGCAGAGGAAAGAUGAGAAAAAAAAAAAAAAAAACAGCACACCACAUAGACAUUCCAGUUUCGGUGAGAGUUUAAUAACUGAAA
Molecule: messenger RNA, 4572 nt
Organism: Austrofundulus limnaeus
Lineage: Eukaryota; Metazoa; Chordata; Actinopteri; Cyprinodontiformes; Rivulidae
Product: somatostatin receptor type 2
Exons: 2
Coding region: 598-1707 (369 amino acids)
Biological process (GO): neuropeptide signaling pathway; cellular response to glucocorticoid stimulus; cellular response to estradiol stimulus
Cellular component (GO): neuron projection; plasma membrane
Molecular function (GO): somatostatin receptor activity; neuropeptide binding
Source: RefSeq, a predicted model, not a curated record